AUGGGUUACAAGACUAUCAUCACAAUCCAGAUCAUUAUGAUCAUCCUCACCGCGCUUGCUGUUGCUCUGGAUUGUUACUUCAUUAAACAAUACAACGAUAACAAUAGGCUAGUCUUCGCCUGGAGAUUCUAUGUCCAGUUCGGUCUCAAUGCCCUUAUCUGUCUCUAUUUUAUCUCAAGCCUAAUUGCAUUGCACGCAAUGCGUCGUAAACUUCGAUACCAAGUCGCCUCUGGCCGUAGGACAGGCUCUGUUAUCGCAGCUAUCAUCAGGGUCAUCUUUGUGCUGAGUGUGUCAGCUGGUUUGCUCUAUACAACUCUUCAAGCCCUAAUCAACCAACGUCGUUCCAACAUGAUCUUGCCCUUCCCUCGCGAAGCUCCAGGUUUCAAGGACCUGAACAAUGAUUAUUCAGAAUUCGAUGCCCGGAACCUGUUCAGUUGUCCUUCCAAAGACAUUACUGAAACUACACUUUUGUGCAACUUUGAUCAGUCUACGAUGCUUAUUGGAGCCCUCGCUGGUGUAUUUGCUAUCAUCGAGACCGCCUUGGUUCUUACAUACCAGUUCAAGUCACGCGAGCCUGCAUACUUGAGUAAACAGGAGGUAGCUGAUGGUACUGUCCAUUACUAA
This is a messenger RNA of Lobosporangium transversale, 624 nucleotides long. RefSeq lists its product as hypothetical. Lineage: Eukaryota; Fungi; Mortierellomycota; Mortierellomycetes; Mortierellales; Mortierellaceae. The record is from RefSeq and is a predicted model, not a curated record. The coding region runs from base 1 to 624 and encodes 207 amino acids. The transcript has a single exon.